Molecule: messenger RNA, 3111 nt
Organism: Scheffersomyces coipomensis
Lineage: Eukaryota; Fungi; Ascomycota; Pichiomycetes; Serinales; Debaryomycetaceae
Gene: MSH3
Product: mismatch repair protein
Exons: 1
Coding region: 81-3101 (1006 amino acids)
Biological process (GO): mitotic recombination; mismatch repair
Cellular component (GO): nucleus
Molecular function (GO): ATP binding; ATP-dependent DNA damage sensor activity; mismatched DNA binding
Source: RefSeq, a predicted model, not a curated record
UUUUAUAUAGCUUUAUGUAUUAUUAAGUUCAAUAUAUGGGUAAGGAAUUCCAAUAGAAUAUAGACAGAUAGAUCGAUCUCAUGAACGCCUAUCGACAGAAGCAGUUUGCUAUAAGUCAUUUCUUCCAAUCGUCUAAGAAUAAAUCAAAUGGUAGUGAUAUAGAUGAAUCGCGUCACCAUGAAAAGCAACCAUCAGUUAAAGGAACCAAUCCAACUCUAGCCAAAUUUUCAUAUAAGAAGUCAGCAUCAGCCAAUCCAGUAAAAUAUGAAGUGCCUGCUGUUAAGAAAUCAAUUCCAUUUAAGAGAAAGGCAGAUGUGAUAGAUCAAUCUUCCAAUCGUAUCAAGAAACGAUCAUUAACACCCUUGGAAAAGCAAGUCAGGCAAUUCAAAGAUCAUAAUAAAGAUAAAUUACUAUUGUUUCAAGUUGGAUACAAGUUUAAAUCAUUCGGUCAAGAUGCUGAAAUAAUAUCAAAGAUAUUGAAUAUCAUGUAUAUUAGAGGAGGUGAUAAUAAUGAAAAUGAUGAAGAGUUCUCAUAUUGUUCAUUUCCAGAUAAUCGACUUCAUAUCAAUUUAAAGCGAAUACUUGAACACGGCCAUAAAGUUGGUGUUGUUAAACAAUCUGAAUCAGCUAUCGUUAAGUCUGUUGAAAAAACUAAUAAAUCAGAUUUAAUGACAAGAGAAUUAACUGGAACAUAUACGAAAGGAACUUAUAUGGAUGAUGAAUUAAUCUAUAAUAGUAAUUCGAAUCUGGGAAAUAUAAUAACAGAGCAAGACAAUGUUAGUUACAUCAUUUGUAUCAAUGAGAUAUCAAAUGACGAGUUUGCAUUGGUUGCAGUGCAACCAUUAACAGGAGAAAUCAUUUAUGAUCAAUUUAAAGAUAUUUUAACUCGUGAACAAUUGGAAACAAGAUUGGUGUAUCUCAAUCCUAUUGAAGUUAUAGUUAUCAACGACAGAGAAAACAUAUCCAUCGAAACAAAUCGUACUUUAAAGAUCAUAAAUCAAGAUAUUAGAAUAACGCAUAAUCAAGCUAAAGCUGAUGUAGAAAUCAUAGUGGAACUAAACGAUUACUUUAAUGAUAGUGAUCAUAAGGAUUUGAUUGAAUUUUAUACCUUGACUUUUCCAGCUUCAAUUCAAAAUUGUUUUAUUGAAUUAAUCCAAUAUUUAGUUGAAUUUAAAUUAGAUUCAAUAUUUACGAUUCCCACUAAUAUCAAAACCUUUACAAAUGCUCACAAGUAUAUGAUAUUACCAUCCAACACAAUUCAAACAUUACAAUUAUUCAAAAAUGAAAAUUCAACUGAGUCAGUGCUAGGAGGUUCCUUGUUAUGGUUAUUAGAUCAUACGAGGACGAAAUUUGGUAGUAGAUUGUUAAAGCAAUGGAUCUCAAAACCAUUGAUCGAGCGAAAUAAAAUAGAAGAAAGACUGCAAGCGAUUGAAGAUUUGAAAGGACAAUUUAUUCACGUUAUAGAUACUUUAAAAAAUGAACUAGAUAAAGUUGGUAAAACAUUAGAUCUUGAACAAUUAUUAAUUAAAAUCCAUUACUCGUGUUCUAAUGGGGUCAAUAAGAUCAAUCGUCGUGAAUUGGUAUUGAUGUUGAAUAGUUUUAAUGAUAUUCUAAAAAUAAUGGAUCAAUUCUCAAAAUCAAUUGAAGAUGUAAAUAAAUCAUAUAAGUCACCAUUAUUACUAAAGAUUAUAAAUGCAUUACAAGAAAUGUCAAAGACCAAUACGGUGGAUAAUCUCUUGAAGUUAAUCAACCCCACUUAUUUAAUGAAUGAAUCCAAAGAUGCCAGCGAGCAAAAGACUCAGUUUUUCAAUUCCUACUACAUUCCUUGGAAGGAGAUUGAACAAGAAUCAAUGGAAAUUAAAAAAAUUGAAAGUUUAUUAAAUGAAGAGUUGGUAAAAAUCCAGAAACUUUUAAAACGUCCUCAAUUACAAUAUUUAACUAAGAACAAUGAAUCAUACUUGAUUGAAGUUAGAAAUGGUAAACAAGUUGAUGCUCUUCCUAAUGAUUUUAUUAAAAUUAAUGGUACUGCAACUGUAUCGAGAUUCAGAAGUCCUGAAGUUAUAAAAUUGCUCAAAUUGUUAGAAUAUCAUCAAGAACUAUACUUAAAUCGAUGUGAUGAAGCAUUCAGAGAGUUUUUAUUAUUGAUCAACAAAGAAUAUAUAUUCUUCAAUAAGAUCGUUAAAAAUUUAUCAACCUUUGAUUGUUUAUUAAGCCUUACCACUGGUAGUCUUUUAAACUCGAACUAUAUCAAACCGAAAUUAGUCGAUGAUCAAAUUAUAGAGGUCAAGAAUGGUAGAAAUCCAAUUAUAGAAAACUUACCCCAUAUAACUAAUUUCGUCCCUAAUGAUAUCAAUAUUCAUUAUAAUAAAGAUAGAGUGUUGAUUAUAACUGGGCCAAACAUGGGUGGUAAAAGUUUGUAUGUCAACCAAGUUGCUUUAUUGGUGAUAAUGACUCAAAUUGGAUGUUACUUACCUUGUAAAUAUGCUAAAAUGGGGAUCUUUGAUUCAAUAUUCAUUAGGAUGGGGGCGUAUGACAAUAUAUUGAAGAAUAAUUCCACAUUUAAAGUUGAAAUGUUGGAAUGUAGUACCAUUAUAAAUAAAUUAACAUCAAAAUCAUUAAUUAUUUUAGAUGAAAUUGGAAGAGGUACUAGUACAAGUGAUGGGAUUGCAAUUGCGUAUUCAAUAUUGGAUUAUAUAGUGGAAUGUAAAGAAAAACCACUUGUAUUAUUCAUAACUCAUUUUCCAUCAUUACAUGUAUUUGAAACAACGUAUCCAAAUCAAGUGAAGAAUUAUCAUAUGGGAUUCAAAGAAAUUAAGGAUAGUAAGAAUGAAUUUCCUCAAAUUGUAUUUUUAUAUAAUUUAGUUGAAGGCGUGGUUAAUAAUCUGUAUGGUUUGAAUGUUGCUAAAUUGGCUGGAUUAGCCACUGACAUUAUAUCUAAUGCUUAUAAGAUAAGUGAACAAUUAAAGAAUAAAAUUGAGAUUGAAAAUAUGGAGAAAUUUUCGAUUCAAUUUAUACGAAUUUUGCAGCAAUUACAAAAUGAAGAUAAAGGUGAACAACUAAAAAUUUUAUCACAACUUGAAAGUUUAUUUAAUUAUUUAUAAAUACUUCUCU